CCAGCGUUACACAUUGUGCGCAUUGCGCCCGUGUUGCCCAUUGGGGUGAAGUUUCAUGCGGCGGAGAAGUGCUGCGCAAGAUGAGGCGCCAGAGGCAAAGCUAGAGGCGGAGAGGUGGCGGCAUUUGGCACUGGUUCGCAUCAGUCCAUCCACCAAUUUCAAUCUCCUUUGCACCUGGGCAGCGUUGCUGGUGCUGAUCACCGGCUUGGCAGAGUGCUCUUCCAGCACAGCCUAUGGCAAAUUCGGCAACGAGAGCCUCUUCUCUGUACCCCCUCGAGUUGGUUGGUGGCUGAUGGAGUUACCUGUCACCAUCUCCUUCCUCUACUCCUUCUUCUACCUUCCAGGGCCUCAAAAACAAGCCCUGGCGCCACGCAUUUGUGCAGCAGUUAUGUGUUUGCACUACAGCUACCGUGGCUGGAUCUAUCCUUACUUGCUCCGACCGCACCCGGGUGCUCGCAGCAACUUCUCGCUGAUGCCGGCGCUGGGUGGCUGGCUGGUGACCAUCACACAUGGAUACCUCAAUGGGAGGUGGUUUGCAGAGUUCGGGCUUCAUUUGGGCAGAAAGAAAUGGCUCUCGGAUGUGCGCUUCCUUCUGGGCCUCCUCCUCUACUUCUCUGGCUUUAUCGCAUUGGUCUACCACGACUACCUGAUGCGUGAAUUGCGCUCCAGUCCAGGUCCCCGAUAUAGAAUACCCCAUGGCGGCCUGUUCGACUACGCUACGCAAGCAGUCUAUUUCUGCGAGUUGUGGACCUGGCUGGGUUUUUUCCUGAUGAGCUGGGGGCCCAAUGGCCUCUUCAUCUUCUUGGUCUCCUGCGCCAAUCUCAUUCCGAGGAGCGUGGCCUCGCAUCAGUGGUAUGUGAAGACCUUUGGACAGGAGUACGAACAGCUUCAGCGAGCUUUCUUAGUGCCUUUCAUUUGGUGAGAUGAUGGUCUUGGCGAGCCGCUCCAAAAGAGGUCCUUGUGUUGGCGCUUUGCCAUGGCAAAUAAUUAGCAGGCUUUGGGUGCCUGUCUCAGGAAGGGCCAUUCCCAAGCUCGAAAGCCCACCUUUUGGAAGUACCAAGCCGCUGACCACGCCUCUACCCAUCCUGCCAGGCCACCUUGCCGAUGGUUCCAUCG
Molecule: messenger RNA, 1116 nt
Organism: Durusdinium trenchii
Lineage: Eukaryota; Dinophyceae; Suessiales; Symbiodiniaceae
Source: the annotation of a GenBank genome assembly